UAUCACAAGGUAAUAUUGUUGUUGAAUCACAAUUUAUACAAUAUGAUGGACAUUAAAAUUAGCAAUUAUAACAUAAAUCAUCCAAGACAUUAUUAUUAUCUUCACAUUAUUCAAAUCCUACUAUUUGAGUAUCCCCACAAAUUGGUUAGCAUUCUCCUAAUACCAUAGUAAAUCCUGAAUCACAACUAUUGCAAUUACUAUUAUGCCAUAUUAAUAAUGUACCACUACAUUUCUUAUAGCAUUAUUUGAGUAAGCUAUUUUCAAUAGAAGGACAACCUAAAAUAAAUAGUAACACUUACUUAUACAAACAUUAUUCACUUCUUAAAAACCAGGUUAACAUUUACAUUAUAACCCUUUUAAAAUUCUAUUUUGA
Molecule: messenger RNA, 373 nt
Organism: Paramecium sonneborni
Lineage: Eukaryota; Ciliophora; Oligohymenophorea; Peniculida; Parameciidae
Source: the annotation of a GenBank genome assembly